AUGGAGAUCGGAUCGUGGAGUUUGGCUUGUGAAAGAAGGGGGCUCGUACAUAGCUACAUAAAAGUUUGGUCUUUCUCUCACUCACUGAACAUCAAUAUUUCACUCAGCCAACACCACCACCACCACCAACAAUACCACAUCUCACCAACGCAACAAACACAACAAUACAACAACACACUCACGCCCAAAAUGUCCCCCUCCAUCCUCGUAGUCCUCACCUCCCACGCCGACCUGGCCGACACAGGCAAAAAAACAGGCUGGUACCUCUCCGAAUUCUCCCACCCCCACCACGUUUUUGCGUCUUCCUCCCCUCCCCCCAAAAUCACCGUCGCCUCCCCCCGCGGCGGCGCCGCUCCCCUGGACCAGUCCUCCAUCGAAGCCGCCAAAGACGAUGAGAUCUCUGUUGAGUUCUUGCACAAGCAAUCCGCCCUCUGGGAGGCCACCACUCCCCUUUCCCAGAUCCUUCAACAAGGCAUCGACAGCUACGACGCCCUCUUCUUCCCCGGCGGCCACGGCCCCAUGUUUGAUCUCGCCGGCGAUAAGGAAUCGCAAGAGAUUGUAAAGAGGUUUUGGGAGGCGGGCAAGAUCGUCAGCGCUGUUUGCCAUGGACCUGCCGCGUUGGUGAAUGUCAAGUUGAGCAAUGGGGAUUACCUCCUCAAGGGGAAGAAGGUGACCGCUUUUAGCAAUUCCGAGGAGGACGGCGUUGGACUUUCGGAGAAGAUGCCUUUCAUGCUGGAGACCAGGAUCAAGGAGGUGGGCGCGGAGUACGAAAAGGCUGGCCAGGACUGGGGGGAGAAGCUCGUUGUUGAUGGGAAGCUCAUCACGGGGCAGAACCCUGCAAGUGCAAAGGCGGUUGGAGAGGCUAUUCUGAAGGUUAUUUAG
This is a messenger RNA of Podospora anserina S mat+, 882 nucleotides long. RefSeq lists its product as uncharacterized. Gene Ontology annotation, molecular function: glyoxalase III activity. The record is from RefSeq and is a predicted model, not a curated record. The transcript has 2 exons. Lineage: Eukaryota; Fungi; Ascomycota; Sordariomycetes; Sordariales; Podosporaceae. The coding region runs from base 1 to 882 and encodes 293 amino acids.